This is a messenger RNA of Coturnix japonica (Japanese quail), 1292 nucleotides long. RefSeq lists its product as uncharacterized. The record is from RefSeq and is a predicted model, not a curated record. NCBI's taxonomy places the organism in Eukaryota, Metazoa, Chordata, Aves, Galliformes, Phasianidae.
GGGGAUGGAUCUUGUGGCUGUGAGGCUGAUCCUGGCCCUGCACAACCCACAGGGCUGUGUGCAUUGCUGCAUUCAUGGCCUCAGCCCUCACCUCAAGCAGCCCCAUCUGGGCUCCCCCAGGCUUGGCCCUAUUUGGCAUCUCACUGCUUUAAGAGAUAGAUGCAUAAAAUACAUCCAAACCCACCUCAACUUCCAUCAGGUCCUCCCUUUAACCCCCCAGCCAUCCCCGUGGCUGUUCUUUGUCAGAGAAUCCCAAGCUCUGGAUUUAAAAUGAGUUGACUGCUUCUUCUUAAUAAAAACAUCCCCCCCACACCCCACCCCCCCUCUUUAAAUUGAACAUAUCACAGAGCCAGUGGGUCUGUUUGUAAGGAAGAGACAGCUCAGAGAGGAGAAAGAGGGGAAAAAACAACAAGUAAAAACACACACAUCUCCCCAAACCCCUUCUGCCUAAUCCAACUGAAUUAGAGGAUUUUGAAGUGGAUUUAAAACUAAAUCUUGAUUAGGGAGAAUUUCUCUCCAAGAGCUGCUGCACAGUAGUAUUAAUGGGAAGCGAUCGUGGACAGAGGAAAUAGGACAGAACUAACUGACUCACGUCUGUGCACAAACUGAAAGAAUCAGAGAAUUUCUCGGGAGGAAAAGGAAGAAAUUUAGCAUCCACACAACAGGACUCAGUGCCUGGAGGAGCAGCCAGACCUGCAGAUCUGCCUUUAUUCGACAUAGGGCUUGCAGGUGGGAAGCCAGCAGAGUUGGAAGCCAGGAGGACAGGCAGCCCGUGCCCCCAUGCUCACAGGACACAUGCCUGGAGGUGCCCAUGGGAUCCUCUCUCUGAUGACUGUGGUGUUUGUCCUCCCAGAGGUGUCUGGGCUCCAGUGCUACGGCUGCAACAUCAUUGUAGGCACCAAGUACGUGGACACGGGGUGCUCGAACCCAGAGGUGAUCACCUGCUCACACUCCCACCAGGGUUUCAAACACCGGUUCUGCAUUAAGACUGAAAGUGUGGUCCUGGGCAUCCUGCUGACCAGCGGCUGUGCCACCUCCCGUCACUGCCAACAGCAAGAGCUGCCAGGGGUCCGCAUCCACUGCUGUGACACUGAUCUCUGCAAUGGCUCUCCCCAGCCUCCCCCCAGCCUUGCUGGUGGCUGCCUGCUGCUGCCCAGCCUCCUGGCAGCCCUGCUGCUCUCCUGAUCUCCCUGAGUCUGGGGAGUGAUGUGUGGCCAUCAGAAGGAACAGGAGAGGGGAUGAACCCAUCCCUGCUUGCCCCUCUCCUCAAAUAAAAGCCACCGAAUGCUUUG